AUGUGCAUGCCUUCUCACGGGGAUCUGACUUAUUUGAGCCCCUGCAAGUCGGAGACAGACUGGCCAAGGGUCAAUCUACUCAAGAUCAUCGGGCCUUGCCACACGGUGUCCUCCUUCCUGAACAUCAGUUCCGUGGUCAUGACGAAGUGGGACGAGGCAUUGGGAAAGAUCCUUUUGGUCUUCACCUACGGCUCCGGCUGUGCCAGUUCCAUGUACCAGCUUCGCUUCGACGACAUCGCCUGGUUCGAUCCCCUGGCUAUCUGGAAGGUGAAGCAGUUCUACCGCAACGCCAUCAAUGUGCGGCCAGACCUCCGUAUGCACCAGGUCUACAUCGACACCUGGAUGAAGUUCGACUACAGGCCUCAUGGGCGCAUCUCCUUCGGCUUCGGCUACGAGACCUACGAGCUGAUGUUUGCGGCACUCCCGCGGGCCCUCCAGCUACAGAUGGCCAACUCUCCGCCCAGAGCCACAGAGGUGUCGCAUGUUCCGCAGGCACGUCAAGCCGAAGCACAUGCUCACGACAUGAAGGCCUCCUGGCAGACAACCUUCGCUCAGUGGCGCAAAGCGCCAUGGCACCAGAAGAAACGACGCAGAGGCCGCCGAGGCAAACGCACAUGGCUCCGAAGCGAGCAGAAUGUCAAUCAGAAGCUCGAGCACGUCAUCAAGCAGCGCUGGAGCGACGAACAGGAGUACUUGUUUGUGCCACUUCCACAAGUGUUGUAG
This is a messenger RNA of Symbiodinium sp. CCMP2592, 723 nucleotides long. The record is from the annotation of a GenBank genome assembly. NCBI's taxonomy places the organism in Eukaryota, Dinophyceae, Suessiales, Symbiodiniaceae.